AUGGACAAUAACUGGACUCCAUCAUCCUGGGUAUCAAAACCAAUAAAGCAAGAGGUUGCGUAUGAGGACAAGGAAGCGUUCCAACAUGCGCUCCAGAAACUGCAGAGAUUACCACCACUAGUCACUCCGUACGAGGUUGUCAAUCUCAAAAACAGUCUGAAGAAUGUAGCGCUCGGGAGAGCGUUUGUGCUUCAAGGGGGUGACUGUGCGGAGCUAUUCGAUUACUGCAAUCAGGAUAUGAUUGAAGCCAAAAUCAAGCUGCUUCUGCAGAUGAGCUUGAUUCUGAUCUGGGGAGCCAACAAGCCAGUUAUUCGAAUCGCACGGAUUGCCGGUCAAUUUGCGAAGCCACGAUCAAGCCCGCUUGAAACGGUGAAUGGUGUGACAAUGCCAGCUUUCCGUGGUGAUAAUGUCAAUGGCUUUGAUGCCACUCCAGAAUCUCGCAAACCCGAUCCAUCCAGACUGGUAUCAGCCUAUUUCCAUUCCGCUGCAACGCUCAAUUAUGCGCGCAGCACAUUAUCGUCCGGUUUUGCGGACCUCCAUUCCCCGCUGGACUGGGGCCUUGGACACGUCGCAACCCCUUCAAUCAAAGAGGAUUAUGAACGGAUCGUCUCCCGGGUCACCGACUCCCUCCGAUUCAUGCAAACAGUUGGCCUCGACACUGACCGCGGAAUCGAAACCGUAGACUUCUACGUCAGCCACGAGGGCCUUAUGCUCGAAUACGAGCAAUCCCUAACCAGACUCUUGAAGCAUCCCCUCAAGGCCCUUCCCACCCAAGACAACAAAGACACACCGCAACUCCUCAAAGUGCACCCCAAACCAGCACCAAGCGGAUACUACGCAACGUCAGCGCACUUUCUCUGGAUCGGCGACCGCACCCGCCAGCUCGACGGCGCACAUGUCGAAUUCUUCCGCGGCAUAUGCAAUCCCAUCGGGAUCAAAAUCGGCCCGACCAUGCAGCCCGAUGAGCUCGUCUCGCUCCUCAACGUCGUCAAUCCAGAUCGGGAAAUCGGCAAAGUCACCCUGAUCUCCCGCUACGGUGCGUCCAAAAUCGCCGAGUACUUACCGGCGCAUAUCAAAGCCGUGCAAGCCUCGGGCCACGUACCCGUCUGGCAGUGCGAUCCGAUGCACGGAAACACGCGUGCUACUCCAUCCGGAGUGAAAACCCGGCGCUUUACAGAUAUUCUUUCAGAGCUGAAACAAGCGCUGGAGAUUCAUCGCUCUCUGGGUUCCUAUCUGGGUGGUAUGCAUCUUGAAUUGACCGGCGAAGCUGUAACAGAGUGUGUUGGCGGAGCAGCGGGUUUGACCGAGGACGGGCUGAGUGAGCGGUACGAGACAUUCUGCGAUCCCAGACUGAAUGAAAAGCAAGCCUUGGAACUGGCCUUCCUAGUUGCGGGCUUCUAUCGAGAAGAGUUGGAGGAACCAGUCACAAAUGCUAUUUAG
Messenger RNA from Uncinocarpus reesii 1704, 1440 nucleotides. Its product is annotated as phospho-2-dehydro-3-deoxyheptonate aldolase. Gene Ontology annotation, molecular function: 3-deoxy-7-phosphoheptulonate synthase activity. The record is from RefSeq and is a predicted model, not a curated record. Lineage: Eukaryota; Fungi; Ascomycota; Eurotiomycetes; Onygenales; Onygenaceae. Gene Ontology annotation, biological process: aromatic amino acid biosynthetic process. The transcript has 5 exons. Bases 1 to 1440 code for a protein of 479 amino acids.